CUACAUGGAAAUGAAACGGACAAACCCGUUGAAUUCAAUCUUUCUGUGGAGCCGGAAACCACAUUCAAGAACUUAAAAAACCUAACAGCAAAGACGACACGAAUUCCAUCUGACAAUCAACUCCUGGUUAUUAAAGGACAAGAAUGGAAAAUGGAAGAACAUGGUCGAAUAUGUGAUGACUGGUUAACCAAUGACCUGGUGGCCAUAUUUGAAGUACUUGAGCCCUCAAAAGGUAAGUAACUGUAUAUUAAACAAUAAUAAAAACACGAACUGAAAUGAAUUUCGUUUCUGUUUCUUGUUUUGUUUUGCGUGACUGACCAAGCCGGCUGAGUCUGAAAGACACUUACUCUACCAUUUGUAUUCUUCAUUGUCAGCAGCAAACAUGUCAAUACAAAAGCUGAUAACUUGCCGUACGUAAAUAUUUCAUGCCUACAGGUGGAAUCAGGUCUAUUCAUUGGACGAACUUUGCAAAGUAAAACGCGAUUUUAUGUCAUUUGCUAAAAAUGCUAUUGCAAUUCUACGACAUGAUUAAUUGAAUUGUUUUGACUUGUUUUUUCAGAGUUCAGUAAGACCACCGUCCCUGUUACCCUGGAUAGCGAAUUUCCAGCUAAAGUGGAGGUUGAUGUUAACAACGACUUUCAGCCAAGCGAUCAGUCAAGCCUGGAAAAAGAGGGUAAGUUAAAUUAACUUAACUCCUUGCCUAAAGUGUAAAAAAUUAUUUCCAGAAAAUUUGAUACCCGAUAUUAAUUCCAUAUUUUAAUCUAAAAAAGGCCUGUUUUACUUUUUUUCUCGUGACAAACUUGAAUAUAAUGGCAGUUGGCACAUCGAUAUUAUUAGAGUUGUCAAGGAAAUUCAUGUGCGGGAAAAUUAGCUUAAGUUAUUUCGCUGCAUUAACGUAUGUGAAAUUUCAGUUUUUGUACUUAUUUUUGAUUGUCAUCAUUCUACGCUUGUCAGAAAUUCAGAUUUUCCAAAAUACAUAGGCAUAUGAUUGUCUUUCUUGAGCGUUCCCAUGUGGCAGAAGUGAGUCUGUCGCACCUCACUUCAGUCUAAAUGACAUGACAAUGCGAAAAAAUGUACCAUAUUGUCACAAAUACGUUGACAGAAUACACUGACAUUAUCACACACGAGAUUUUUAUCCUUUCAAACAACAAAUAAUUGACAAAAGUUGUUCCCAAAAAAUAAUUACAAGGAGGCUGUGCUAUAAACGUCGACUGCAAGAUCACAACUAGUAACAGGGCUAGUAACUGUUUAAUUUGAAGACAUUUUCAUCACAGGAAAACUAUUAAGUUCAAGGAGCUGACACAAAGUGAACCGUGACAACUGAUAGGAUGUUUUGUUUUCUUAAUUGAUAUCACCAAAAUAAUACUAAAUGUCAGUCACUUUAUAAAAGAUCACGCUAUCUCAACCAACUUUUUGUGCUAAAAAUAUCUGUGAGUGAGUGAGUUGCGAAAACUGUGACUUUAAGGUUUUGUGAAUAAAGCUACAUAAAGUGAAUUGUCGUGGAUUUCUAUAAACACGGGUGCGAUUCCCGACACUGUUCUUGAAUUUUCCCGCAAUAAACUCAAACCAUGAAUGACCAUAUUUUUCCCCCAUUAUUCGUUAGGUUUAGGAACUGGAAAAUUUGACAAUGACCUGGAAGAAAAAGUGGAAAAAAUCCUCCACCAAGUGUCUGAGAUGACAGCUAAGCUUCAUAAGCUCACUGAUGCUGUAAGGAAAAUUGAGCAAUGUAAAGCCUUUAAAAAAAGAUACUACAAAGCAGUGGACAAUGCAGACAUCAGUUUUGAGGACCAGCUGUCAAAUGUCGAAUUAACACCAAGUCCCUCAGUCUCCAUUUCACCAAAAGCUUCUACCUCAAACAGCCCAGUUUCACCUUUGACGACUUCACAACCACAAAAGAGCCUUAACCAAUGGCAAAAGCCAUCUAAUGAGAGAGAGUCCACAAUGCCAAUUGGUUCCCCAAGCAUUGGAGUGUACGUGGCAAAGAAAAACGUGGACCAAAUCUCAAAGAGCAGCCCAAAACGAUUCGCCCUUAAACUUUUCGAACUUGUCUUCAGCAGGGAGAAG
Messenger RNA from Porites lobata, 2064 nucleotides. Lineage: Eukaryota; Metazoa; Cnidaria; Anthozoa; Scleractinia; Poritidae. The record is from the annotation of a GenBank genome assembly.